This is a messenger RNA of Erpetoichthys calabaricus (reedfish), 2773 nucleotides long. It is a transcript of the gene wdfy2, whose product is annotated as WD repeat and FYVE domain containing 2. Bases 180 to 1382 code for a protein of 400 amino acids. The record is from RefSeq and is a predicted model, not a curated record. The transcript has 12 exons. Gene Ontology annotation, molecular function: metal ion binding; protein binding. NCBI's taxonomy places the organism in Eukaryota, Metazoa, Chordata, Cladistia, Polypteriformes, Polypteridae.
CCGCGCGAGGCUCUGACAGAUCAUGGACGCAGGCGAGUAAGUCGUCAGCUGACCAGUUCGUCACCCGUCAAGUAAAACCCCAUACAAAAGCGAGCGCCUACGUGAAGGAGAGUCGGACACCGUGUUUGGGUGCUAUGAUCCCUUUAUGCAGAUGCAAGAAAAGGACUUAGUGCAUCGCUAUGGCAGCUGAAAUCCAUCCGAAACCUCUGACGCGCCGUCCCGUAUUGCUGAAUAAGAUCGAAGGGUCGCAGGACGUGGUUAACGCUGCGGUGAUCAUCCCAAAGGAGGACGGAGUAAUAAGCGUUUCAGAAGACAGGACUAUUCGUGUGUGGCUGAAGCGGGAUAGUGGUCAGUACUGGCCCAGUGUCUACCAUGCUAUGCCAUUUCCCUGUUCCUGCAUGUGUUUUAAUCCUGAGACCAGAAGGCUGUCAGUGGGCAUGGACAAUGGACAGAUCUCUGAAUUUGUUCUAUCUGAUGACUAUAAUAAAAUGACUCAAGCCAGAAGUUACCAAGCUCAUCAAAAUCGAGUGACUGUUGUUCUCUUUGUGCUAGAGAUGGAGUGGGUGCUAAGCACUGGACUGGAUAAAAACUUUACCUGGCACUGUUCAGAAAGCAGUCAACGGUUAGGAGGAUAUCGGACUACUUCCUGGGUUUCUUGUCUGCAAUUUGAUGUAGAGACACGGCAUGCUUUUGUAGGGGACCACUCUGGCCAAGUCACCAUUAUGAAACUUGAACAGGAAAGCUGCAGCCUUGUUACCACAUUUAAAGGACAUACAGGUAGUGUUACAGCACUCUGCUGGGAUUCAGUCCAGAGAGUGCUGUUCUCAGGUAGCUCUGACCAUUCCAUCAUUAUGUGGGACAUCGGAGGCCGAAAGGGGACAGCCAUUGAGCUUCAAGGACACAAUGAGAAAGUUCAAGGGUUGUGCUAUGCACACCACACAAAACAGCUCAUCUCCUGCAGUUCGGAUGGUGGAAUCACAGUCUGGAAUAUGGAUGUGAAAAGACACGAGACUCCAGAAUGGUUAGACAGCGAUUCCUGUCAAAAGUGUGAGCAGCCAUUUUUUUGGAACUUCAAACAGAUGUGGGACAGCAAGAAGAUUGGACUGAGACAACAUCACUGUCGAAAGUGUGGAAAAGCGGUGUGUGGAAAGUGCAGCUCCAAACGCUCGACAAUCCCUUUGAUGGGUUUUGAGUUUGAAGUGCGGGUCUGUGACAGCUGCUACGAAUCAAUAACUGAUGAGGAGCGUGCACCAACGGCUACUUUUCAUGAUAGCAAGCACAGCAUUGUCCAUGUUCACUUUGAAGCAACAAGGGGAUGGUUGUUAACAUCUGGAGCCGAUAAGAUUCUGAAGCUUUGGGAUAUGACGCCAGUGGUAUCAUGAGGAAAAUCAGAAGACCAGAGAUGAAAUUUUCUACACAACAGUAUAUCCACACUUGGACAGUGCAUUUUUUUAAGAGAAAAGGAGGAAAACUUUCAACUAGGGAGUGUGACGACUUCUCGGCUUCAAAAGGCAGGCCCAGUUUGCAAAGAGGGCCACGGCAGAGCAUGCAUGUCCAAAGUUGGUGGCUGCUGCUUGCCAAUCAUGUUUAGCCUGGAUAUUUCGAGGUGUGCUUUCCUGGUGUUGCAAAAGCAGGUGCCAUCUCCACUAACGUUCCUGUAACAGGACAGGACAUGUGCUUCAGAAGUUUAUUUUUUCUUUCCUUCUUUCUGUCUAUACUUUUACCAGUGAGGUGCUUUUUACUGCCUCCUAUUGGAACAGAGAGCAUUCCACCAUGGAAAAUAAUCAAAAGUGUGAUGUGAAACCCUAAUUUUCCAGUUUCAAUUUUUUUUUCUGAAUACUUUUAACCAAUCUGGAUAAAUCACUGAUACUCAGCUACUGAAAAUUAACUCAUCAUUGCAUGCUAAAUAGCUAAUGCCAUCUCAAGCAGCAACUCAACAAGCUGCUCUGCCACUGGCAGUUCUUCUUUUUAACAGCCACACAUAAAGUGGAGAGUCCUGCAGACCCAAAAAACCGCUGCUCAACAACAGAGAAAAAAGGGCUAAACUAUGGUACAAACUGCGACAGAAUAAACACUGAAGUAUUUAUUGAUACAUGGAUAUUUAAAUUCUUCUUGGAAAAUUUGUGCAAAGUAUUUUUAUUAAGACACUGCACUUUUUAUUCUGUUUCUUUUGCCUGUAUAAAAUAUAUUUUAAAAUCUGAAACAAACUUGAAUGGAGACAUGAAAAGGAACCACAUAGUGUGAUAAAAACAUAAACUGAAAAAAUCAUUUUGAAUUGCAAACUGCUUUUUAUUUACUGAUUUGUAGGUUGAAUUUAUAAUCUAGAUACUAACUGUGUGGUCAGCACGGGACGUCUGACUCCAGUUUGAUUCCUCUUUGUAGUGCCUUCUUUGUGCUCCAAUUUCCUCCCACCAUCUGAAGGCAUGUUAUCAGAUUGCCCAAUUCAAAUUGGUCAGUAUGAGUAAGUGUGAGUGUGUUGUGUGAUGGAUGUCAUCCUGAUUUGGUUCCUGCCAUGAGCCUGAUACUGCUUUAAUUGGCGCAGUCUCCCCAUAAUUUUGUAAUGGACAGAGCAAUUUCAGAAAUGUAUUGAAGUGUUUGUAGUCUGACCCAAAUGGACCUGCACUCUUGAAAAAUUUGUAAAUAACAUAAUAUACUGUAUAAAUUACAUGUAUUUUACGCUGCAAACCUUUAGCACUUAAUGGCUGAUGAAGAGUAUUAUUGGUACUAAGAUGUAGACUUGAACCUUUAAAAUAACAAUACAUCAUCACCCAAA